Thlaspi arvense is the source of this 1530-nucleotide messenger RNA. The record is from the annotation of a GenBank genome assembly. NCBI's taxonomy places the organism in Eukaryota, Viridiplantae, Streptophyta, Magnoliopsida, Brassicales, Brassicaceae.
GAAAUCCCGAGAAAACUCAGAAAAGAGACGUAACAGAGAGAUCGAGAGAGAGAGAGAGAGAGAGAGAGAGAGAGAGAGAGAGAGAGAGGCAACCUGCAAAUUCCACGAAAAAGUAGAUUGAGCUCUGCCAAGCCAACAAGGACAUCCUUGUGCUACUCUUACUAGUGCCAACGAACGGAUUGAUCCCGAAUUCGAAGAGGACGCAUCCUGCAUCGUGCCGCAAUAGAAGACCUAACCAGCAAAUAGGAAAGGGAAACCAUAAUGAACCAGAGCGAAAACUGGAAGGUAGUUCCCGUGAAUGAAAAGUCGCUGAUGAAGAAGAAGCUGCAUGCUCCAGGGGCGAAUCUUUCUCUGUUCAAGUUAGAUAUCGAUGAACUUAUAGACGAGUUUGUGGAGGGUGAUAUGACAAUGUUUGAUGAUAUGAAGAGAGUGUGGGGAUCCCGAAAGUUUUCUUAUAUAUAUGAAGCCAUUCCUAACACCAACUUAGCCUUUUUCAUGCAGUCACUAUAUGCUCAUGCCAUCGGUCAUAUGGUUAGUAUUGGAGAAUCCUUUUCACGAAGACUUGGAGGUCUUUACUGUCUCUACUGCCUUCAUGAGAUCCAACCUUUUAAACCCAAGUUCAGAAUUUAUAUCUCACUUCAAGAGCUUGGGAAAUUUAGGGAUCUUAUAGUUGAGGCAAAAGAUGAAGGUGUAGAGAUAGCUACUGCUGUGGCAAAACAAAUGCUUGAUAAAAACGUGUUUAUAUUUGGAGGUGUGGAAGUUAAUGAAGCGUCUGCAAUCGAGAAACUUAAUCAUUCAACCGAGCUACAUAAUGCACUUGUGCGUUGUGCCAUUAACACGUUACUCUCUGACACCGAGAUUAAGCAUUAUAUCAAUUUGGAUAUGGGUAAAGAAGUUGAACUGAGUUCCCUACAAAGAAGGUCUAGAGAAUAUGCAGCGUCCAGGAACCACGCAGUAAAAUGUGCAGGAGACAUAGUAGAGACUGAGGACAUAAAGCACAUAGCGGAAGAGAAAGAGAUGGCGGGAGAGAGAGUGGAGAAGUUGACAGAGGAAUGGGAUUCGAAAAAACUUUCAUUUUAUGAACAAACCAAGUUUGAUUCUCUUACUACGACCCAGAAACUUCUGACAGAUGUUGAACAUAAUGAAGAUGAUGGGUUUGAUGAGCUUGACCGCAUACUUUCUGAGAGUUGAUUUAGCCAUUGAAAUCACCCCGCUAAUGAAAAGCUCUCUAUAGACAUGACAUUUACAUGAUGAGGAGCUGCAGCACAAGCUUUCAUAAAAUCAAGAGAGCAAAGUGUUAAUUAGGAGAAUUUAGUAGUUAGUCUUCUUGUGAACUCUGUAUCUAACAAUAGGAUUAGGGAUGUUAGUUAAGGUGAAAUGCCUAUGUCCGGUCUGCAAAUUUUGUUUCUUCUCUCUAAUGAUUUCAAGGAUGAUGUUUUUUGUACUACUAUUUGAAAAUAUAUCAUCUCAUAUUCUCGAGCAUAUAUUAUUUUAUCAAUUAGGUUUCCUCUGGUCUAAGAUAUGAUUUGG